Hypoxylon fragiforme is the source of this 3012-nucleotide messenger RNA. RefSeq lists its product as uncharacterized. NCBI's taxonomy places the organism in Eukaryota, Fungi, Ascomycota, Sordariomycetes, Xylariales, Hypoxylaceae. The transcript is spliced from 3 exons. The record is from RefSeq and is a predicted model, not a curated record. Bases 312 to 2507 code for a protein of 731 amino acids.
GGUGGACUUGUAUAUUAAAAGGAUAAGAUCUAAGGAUCAGAUUUUGCUACUGAAAUGUUCUUAAAUACAUAACCACAAUGCUUCGCACUUUCCUCUCUGGCAUACCUGCCACCAUCUUUAGGGUAGUAUGCACCUGUGGCAUAUACCCGUAACUUGCACUGUAGCAUCAUGAUUCAAUGUUGUACUACUAGUAACUAUGCCAUCUGAUUGGCCAGUGCACCACGCUAGCCCCAAAGUUUUGUUGACUUUUCGUCAAGUAAACAAAUUCCAAGCAUUGAAUUUCUGAUUCGCUACCUAGUAGUUAAUCAACAAUGGCGCGUCGCUCAGCUCGCAUCGCGAGCGCUUCCAAGACAGCUACUGCUUCGCCCGCACCUCGAUUAGCAUCUGUGCACGAGCGCGAUGAACUCGCAGAAACGCCCUCGAAGCGUGCCACUCAUCCCCUCAACGCCAUUUCUUACCCAUCAAUUCCUCAACCUGCUACACCCGCUGUAGCUAGUCCAGUCAAGCUACCUAUGUCAGAGAUGCAUCCCAGCAAGGUUCAUCCCACCACUGCUGCGCCCUCUUCCGGUCUCAAGCUUGGGUUCUCCGAUAUUGACUACACCAAAAAACCCACGCAACGGACUCCUGGCGCGAUUCAAUCUACCCCUUCCAAGACUCCAGCAGUGCCAGCAGUGCCGGCAUCGGAUUUCACCUUCCGAUACACUAAACUCAAGGGCGAUGCCGACAAUGAACUAACCUCCACAGCUAAGAAAAUGAUGCAGGAUAUUCGCGAAGAGGCUGAAAAGUUCAAGGCUGAACUUGCUGCCCAACGCGAGCAAGAGAAGUUGGAGGAGGAGGAGGCCGCCGCUAAAGACGGACGAAAGAUUCGCCAGGCCAAGGGCAAGGCUGGUCGGUACAGCGCCGUUCAUAUGGCCGAAUUCAAAAAGAUGGAUUCUAUUGAAAACCACCCUUCAGCCUACCGUGCAAUUCCUGGACGUAUCACCCCGGCGAAGGGAGGACUCAAACGCAGCCAGUCCAAAGCAAACCUUGAUGAACCCGAGUCGGUACGAUCUAAGAAAGUUUCUGCGCGCCCAGUAUCAAGCUCGCCCGAGAAGCAACAGGAACAACCGGAACAACCAGAGUCACCCGUCAAGCGUGCUAGACAGCGAUUUGAGGAAGACGUAUCCACCCUUCGUCCCGUCUCGCGAGACGCAAGCUCCAUUCCUCGACCAAAGAGCAGCGGCAACGACUCGAUUUACAGUACCAUUCCUCGCUCGCAGACUUUGUCCAAUCUCAUGACCCCAACCAAGUCAUCUCUGACACGUACUGUCACUACUACUACUAAGAUUCCCACUACAGGCUUGCUGAAGUCUCCUAGCAAGCCCAAUCUUAGCGGUCUUCCUACGUCUGCGAGCAAGCCGGAUCUUUCUAGCCUUACCGGACCAGCCUUCAAGAAAGGCCUUGAUAGUCUAAAGAGAUCCAUGACGACGAACAACCUAGCUGCGAGCAAAGCGCCCACUCAGGUUCAAACUCCCGGUCGAUUUGCUAGGGUCAAGUCGAUCUUGAAGAAACAGAUGGGCGGAUCCAAGCCCAAGUCUGGCAUUCCUACGCUUGCCGCGUCCCCAUCGAAGACUUCUCUCCAUCCAGGUGUCGAUGAGGAGCUACAUAAUGCCCCUCUUACCACUCCUGGACGAAAGCUUGAGCGACAUAUGGUUUUUACCCAGACGGCCAAACGCGCUACGAUGUUAUUGAAUUCUCCGUCGCCUGUCAAAUCAAGCUUGCCACGCUCAAAGGCCAUGUCUCAGCUUUCUUCCAGCAAGCCGGCUGUUCCCAAGUUUGUGGGUGCGAAGAAACCGGAGGUAGAGGGUGAAGUUACAUAUCCUGAUCUUUCGGCCUACUGCCGUGACAUCAAGGAGGAUACCGAUAAGACCAGCAUGGAGCAGCCCCCCGAGACAAUUCCCGGUAGAUUUACGUUCCGAAGCGACCACACAAUCCGAUUCGACGGCACUUCCGGUACUGGUUUUGGUGCUGCUGCUGGUCAAGCCAGUCUUCGUCACGUUCGCAAGUCUGUUGUGCCCGCGACCCAAAUGCCUGGAGGUUUCCCAAGCCCGUCUGACGUAUCUCCCAGCAAGGUGAACAAAGAUGCGGUGAUUGCGGCUGGCAUUCCUCAUGGAAUGCCCAACAAGAAGAGACACAGAGCCAAUUCGUCUGACGUAUCUCCCAACAAGGAGAACAAAGAUCCGGUGAUUGGGGCUGGCAUUCCUCAUGGAAUGUCGAACAAGAAGAGACACAGAGCCAGUUCGCCUGAUGAAGAGAUGGACGAAGGUGCUAAGCGUGGCGCAAAGAAGUUGCGAAAGGCUCCGUCAGCAGCAGUUCAAGGACAUGCGCUUGUUGCGCCUCGAUUAGCAGGCCGACAAUCGCCAGUCAAGACUAGCGGACCGCCUGGUACCCCAAGUCCGCAGAAGAAGAAGGGUGGUAUCAGUCUUAGUCGACUAAACAUGCUCGCUCGACCCAAGGUCCGAAAGUAAUCGUCACAUGGCUUACACUUGCACGUGGUGGCAUAAGAGAAAGCAUAAUGAUAGAUUGUACCAACAAUCAGCACUUUGGACAAGGCGACGGCUCCUACUUAUGCGACCAUUGGACAGAUAGUCUGCACUUAAAUUGUUAGCAGAAGAAAAAUGGCGUAUUCGGUAUCCGGUCUUGUUUCGGAGGCUUGAGAUGGGUGUAGAUUACACACCCGAGGUUGAAUCUCAUGGAGAAGAUGGUGGAGAAGAUGGUGGAGAAGAUGAUGAUUGCUGGUGUGCUUUUCUCAGCCGCAUUGGUUUGUUUUACUGCAUAAUGGAUUCCGGGAAACGGGGUACUUCAAAAACAGGCAGGCCCCAAGGCUUUUACUAAGAGUUCAGUCACUUGAUUGUACACUCUGCUGAAUUAAUAUCCAUGUCUGGUGUUCGGUUGAUUUGCCGGCGUAAAUGGGAAGGUCCAUAGGUCUGGUCCCAUAGGGUUAAUAACGAUAAUGAACAUUUUUGACCAUUG